UGAGUGUGGGAAAAACUUUAGUCAGCGAUCACACCUCAUCACACAUCAGAGAAUCCAAAUGGGAGAGACUCCUUACACAUGCGCUGAGUGUGGGAAAAGCUUUAGUCGGAGCUCACACCUUAUCAGACAUCAGAGAAUCCACACAGGAGAGACUCCUUACACGUGCACUGAGUGUGGGAAAAGCUUUAGUCAGCGCUCACACCUUAUCACACAUCGGAGAAUCCACACUGGAGAGAUGCUUUAUACGUGCACUGAUUGUGGGAAAAGCUUCAAUCAGUGCUCAGACCUUAUCAGACAUCAGAGAAUCCACACAGGAGAGAUGCCUUACACGUGCACUGAGUGUGGGAAAAGCUUUAGCCAGAGCUCUACCCUGAACAGACAUCGUAGAAUCCACACUGGAGAGAAGCCCUACACAUGCGCUGAGUGUGGGAAAAGCUUUGGGCAGCGCUCACACCUUAUCGGACAUCAGAGAAUCCACACAGAAGAAACGCCCUACACGUGCACUGAGUGUGGGAAAAGCUUCAGUCAGCGCUCUGCCCUGACCACACAUUGUAGAAUCCACACAAGGGAGAUGCCCUACACAUGCUCUGAGUGCGGGCAAAGCUUCAGUCAGCGCUCAAGGCUCAUUAGACAUUGGAAAAUGCACAUGAGAGACAAUUGUAAUAAAUCCCUUGAGUAGGGUUGGCCAAAAUGAGUUUUU
Molecule: messenger RNA, 700 nt
Organism: Chelonoidis abingdonii (Abingdon island giant tortoise)
Lineage: Eukaryota; Metazoa; Chordata; Testudines; Testudinidae
Source: RefSeq, a predicted model, not a curated record